UAGCUGCGCCCAGCGGGGCUGGCAAAUCCAGCUUGGUGAAGGCUUUGAUGGAGCUUGACGGCCAUGUGCAGCCCUCCAUUUCCCACACCACGCGCGCACCGCGCGGGCAAGAGGUGGAUGGACGCGAGUAUUUUUUCAUCAGCCCCGCCCAGUUUGAGCAAAUGGUAAAAGAGGGCGCAUUUUUAGAAUAUGCCCAGGUGCAUGGCCAUUAUUACGGCACUUCCAAAGCUGCUAUAGAAAAACGCAUACUCUCAGGCAAGGACGUGAUUUUGGAAAUUGAUUACCAAGGCGCCCUACAAAUAAAAAAAAUAUUUGAUAAUGCUAUACUUAUUUUUAUUUUACCGCCCAGUUGGCCUGAGCUAGCCCAGCGCUUGCAGCGACGCGGAGAAGAUGCUCCUGAGGUGAUUGCGCAGCGCUUGAAUAAUGCGCGUAUAGAAGUGGCUCAGGCGCAGCACUUUGAUUUUGUUAUAAUUAACGAAGUUUUUGAGAGGGCUGUUUUUGAUCUCAAAGCCAUCGUUCAUGCCCAAAGACUAAAGUUCGCUGCCCAAAAAAGAGCGCGGCAGGAUACUUUUUCCAGUUUGCAGAUCGAGCUGCCUCUCAUGGCCCGUAUUACUGUUGAAGACUGUUUAGUCAAAAUCCCCAACCGAUUCCAAUUGGUGCUUGCAGCGACAUACCGAGCGCGUAUGUUGCAUCAUGGCCAUACCCCGCGUGUCCCUAGCAACAAUAAACCAGCUGUGACUGCGCUGCGUGAAAUUGCUGAGGGGCAGGUCGGCGCUGAAAUGCUCAAA
Darwinula stevensoni is the source of this 788-nucleotide messenger RNA. NCBI's taxonomy places the organism in Eukaryota, Metazoa, Arthropoda, Ostracoda, Podocopida, Darwinulidae. The record is from the annotation of a GenBank genome assembly.